GUUAACGUUAGGCAUUGGUUUGGUAGACGUAAACGUCAUUGGUGACCGACUCCUCAAGGAACUCCUGUUUCCCCUUCUAAGUCGGUCAUCGCUCAGACUCUUCACCCUAUAAAUUUCCUCAACUUCCCCUCUUUCUUUCAUUCAUCCUUUCUUAUCACUAAUAGUCUUCUGAAAUUCUCACCAAUUCUUUUAUCAAAAGCGGCUUUCUAUUUUCUAUCCCAACAAGAUGCAAAUCUUCGUGAAAACCCUCACCGGGAAGACCAUCACCCUUGAAGUUGAAAGCUCUGACACAAUUGAUAAUGUGAAAGCCAAGAUUCAGGACAAGGAGGGCAUCCCGCCGGACCAGCAAAGGCUGAUUUUUGCCGGAAAACAGCUGGAGGAUGGACGUACCCUUGCCGACUACAACAUUCAGAAGGAAUCCACCCUUCAUUUGGUUCUGCGCCUGAGGGGAGGCAUGCAGAUCUUUGUUAAGACCCUUACCGGAAAAACAAUUACUCUUGAAGUUGAAAGCUCUGAUACAAUUGAUAAUGUCAAGGCUAAGAUUCAGGACAAAGAGGGCAUUCCCCCAGACCAGCAGAGGUUGAUUUUUGCUGGCAAACAACUUGAAGAUGGCCGCACCCUUGCUGAUUAUAACAUUCAGAAGGAGUCGACCCUUCACUUGGUGCUUAGGCUGAGGGGAGGGAUGCAAAUUUUUGUGAAGACCCUCACUGGAAAGACUAUCACUUUGGAGGUUGAGAGCUCAGAUACAAUUGACAACGUGAAAGCUAAGAUCCAGGAUAAGGAGGGAAUCCCUCCGGAUCAGCAGAGGCUGAUCUUUGCUGGCAAGCAGCUUGAAGAUGGCAGGACUCUUGCUGACUAUAAUAUUCAGAAAGAGUCAACUCUUCAUUUAGUGCUGAGAUUGAGGGGUGGAAUGCAGAUUUUUGUCAAGACGUUGACAGGGAAGACCGUAACUCUUGAGGUGGAGAGUUCAGAUACUAUAGAUAAUGUGAAGGCAAAAAUUCAGGACAAGGAGGGCAUCCCACCAGACCAGCAAAGGUUGAUCUUUGCUGGUAAGCAGCUUGAGGAUGGCCGCACGCUUGCAGAUUACAACAUCCAGAAGGAAUCAACGCUCCAUUUGGUUCUCAGGUUGAGGGGGGGAAUGCAAGUUUUUGUUAAGACUCUGACUGGAAAGACCAUCACUUUGGAGGUGGAGAGCUCAGAUACGAUUGAUAACGUCAAAGCUAAGAUCCAGGACAAGGAGGGGAUCCCACCUGACCAGCAGAGAUUGAUCUUUGCUGGUAAACAGUUGGAAGAUGGAAGGACUUUGGCAGAUUAUAACAUCCAGAAAGAGUCCACCCUUCACCUUGUCCUGCGUCUGCGUGGUGGUUUCUGAAUGCUGCAUCUAUAUGCAGUUGAAGGCUGUCUCUUGAAGAUGGCAGUAUUUUGUGUUGUCUGCUUGACUUCUGUUCGUGUUCAAGCCAUGGGUCCUAAUAACUUCUCAAGCGUUUUUUAAAUGUAUAGUUUAGGGAUUUGGUGGUGGUGUUCCAUGUUUGUGAUGGGAAUUAAUGGUGGUGUUAUUUGAUUUGUUAAUAAAGUUCAGAAGUUUUCAAUA
This is a messenger RNA of Coffea arabica (coffee), 1591 nucleotides long. NCBI's taxonomy places the organism in Eukaryota, Viridiplantae, Streptophyta, Magnoliopsida, Gentianales, Rubiaceae. The record is from RefSeq and is a predicted model, not a curated record.